AUGUCCGACGAGACGAUGCCCUUGGCAUCCUUGUCCCUGACACAUGUUCACUAUGACCCGAACGACCCCGUCUCCUAUUUCUGCGCCUUCCUUGCUCUGGUACCACAGGGCCUCUGUGUCGUCUACGCGACCCUGAUAUGGUCGAGCCGCGAAAUCGAGAUCGCCCUUAUGUUCGCCGGUCAGCUAGCCUGUGAGGCCCUCAAUUUUGCUCUCAAGCGUCUGAUCAAGGAGGAGCGGCCGAGACAGAUGAAUGGAAAGGGAUAUGGCAUGCCGAGCAGCCAUGCGCAGUUUGUCGCAUACUUCUCCGUGAGCCUGACGUUGUUCUUGAUCUUUCGACACAAACCGGCGUACCAAGCGAAAAAGAGAAACCAUACAGCAUUGACAUUGUUGGAAAGGCUGUUCUGGAGCGCUGCAGGCUUGACCAUGGCUGCAGCUGUAGCUUGGAGCAGGAUCUAUCUCAACUACCACACGCAGAAGCAGGUCCUCAUUGGAAGUGCCGCAGGAACUGCCAGCGCGAUAGCCUGGUUUCUUGUCACGGUGGCGGUCAGGAGGUCUGGGUGGUUGGCUUGGGGUUUGGAGCAUCCGAUUGCCAAGUUCCUGAGAAUAAGAGAUCUGGUGGUCGAAGAGGAUCUUACUCAGGCUGGUUGGGAGAAAUGGGACGAUAAGAUGACGGCAUUGAAAGCGCGCGACAAGAAGGCAUCUUGA
This is a messenger RNA of Truncatella angustata, 705 nucleotides long. RefSeq names its product phosphatidic acid phosphatase type 2/haloperoxidase. Gene Ontology annotation, molecular function: dolichyldiphosphatase activity. The coding region runs from base 1 to 705 and encodes 234 amino acids. The record is from RefSeq and is a predicted model, not a curated record. Gene Ontology annotation, cellular component: endoplasmic reticulum membrane; intracellular membrane-bounded organelle. The transcript is spliced from 2 exons. NCBI's taxonomy places the organism in Eukaryota, Fungi, Ascomycota, Sordariomycetes, Amphisphaeriales, Sporocadaceae. Gene Ontology annotation, biological process: lipid biosynthetic process; protein N-linked glycosylation.